This is a messenger RNA of Aspergillus calidoustus, 2294 nucleotides long. The record is from the annotation of a GenBank genome assembly. NCBI's taxonomy places the organism in Eukaryota, Fungi, Ascomycota, Eurotiomycetes, Eurotiales, Aspergillaceae.
CUGCACUUUACUGGGUAAUUACGGUAUCGGCUUUUCCUGAUUGGUCGGGUUUCUUCACAAGCAGUGGGCCGUUGAGAAUCUCGGUAUUCGGUCUAGCACCAAAUGCAGCUUAGCGAGUAUCAACAGGAGUCGAAUAGCAACCUCAACCUCUGUCUUUUACUGCACUGGAGGCGAUGGAUCGUGGUGGACCUGCGAUACGGGUUGUUUCAUCGCAAGCGGAACGCAUCCAUUCGCAAUGCACCUCAGGGUCCCUGAUGGCGCACGACUUUCCCCGUCACCCCACUUGAUGCCCCCUUCGUCGGCUAGAGUUUGGGUCUGUGUGCCCAGGUGGUGGUGGGAGGGAACUGCCUGAUAUAAGACUCCCCUCAAUGCCAAUGCUGUGACCUCUUUCUCUCUCUCUUCCUAUCACGCUGGACCGGUUCGAUCUUUUCAACCAGACUUUUUCGACAGUUGCACAGGCUAGUCCUGUUACAUUCCUUUCCAAAACUUUGGUGUUCUGCCUGUGGCAUACACCGACAUUCCUUUCUGGACCACGAAAAGCAACAAAGAGAUUCUGUCUUCCUGUAUACUCAGCGGAUUCUAUCUAUCCUUCUGCUCUAGCACUAAGACACUCUUGACCUCUUCGUGCUCAUCAAUCCGAUAUAUAUAUUCUGAUACGUCUGGUACGAUCAGGAUACAGUCCACUCUUUCAACUGUUGAACUGUUCUUGAAUUCAGCGAAAUCGUCCAAAAAUCCCUCACAAUGUUCGGCAAAUCCAACGUCGUUGCAGCUACCUUGCUCGGUGCCUCCCUUGUCAGGGCCCACAUGCUUCUGGUCGACCCCGUUCCCUACAACUUCAAGUCGUGGGAUAACUCCCCGCUCCUGGAAGACGGAAGCAACUUCCCUUGCAAGGAAACCGACUACACUGUCACCGAGGAGAAUAUCUUGGCAAAGGGUCAGACCCACUCCUUGACGUUCCAGGGUAGCGCCACCCAUGGUGGUGGUUCGUGCCAAAUCAGUAUCACCUCGGAUCGUGCUCCUACCAAGGACACCCAAUGGAGCGUCAUCAAGUCGAUUGAGGGAGGAUGCAUGGACCCCAAUGAAGGUGCGACCAACGUUGGUGACAACGCUGCCAUGAAGAGCGCGUUCUCCCCCUCGUUCACCAUUCCCGACAGCUUCGCCGACGGCCAAUAUACACUUGCCUGGACCUGGUUCAACCGAAUUGGAAACCGCGAGAUGUACAUGAACUGUGCGCCUAUCACCAUCACUGGUGGUUCGACGAAGCGAUCCGAGGUCUCUGCUCUGGAGAAGCGCGAGGAAUUCCCUCCCCUGUUCAUCGCAAACAUCAACGGCUGCAAGACCAAGGAGACCAAGUCGCCCCGCUUCCCUAAUCCCGGUAGCGUCGAGUCUUUCAACGAGGUGAACCUCAUCGGUGAGGGUGAGAAUGUCUGCAACGAGGGUGCCCCAACAUGGGGCGAUGCUGGUUACAGCAGUGGUGGCGGCUCCGCCCCUGAACCCACUCUUACCGAGCCCGCUACCACUGAGCCUGCCACUACUUCCACGCCGGUUGCCGCUCCCACGGAAGAUCCCACUUCCUCUAUCAGUGUCGGCCUCACAAUCGGUGCUCCCGUUCCAGACUUCACUGCCGCUCCCGUGCCCACUACCCUGACUGCUCUACCGAGCCCAGUCGUGCCCACUUCAUCGGUCGUCGAGUCCGUCGCUCCUGCACCCACCGCUGCACCUAGCACCCCUCCCACUUCCACUGAGGGAGCUCUCUCUGGACCCUGCACAGAGGACGGUGUCUGGCACUGCAUUGGCGGCUCCUCCUUCCAGCGCUGCGCGAGCGGCGCUUGGACUCCAGUCCAGCCCCUGGCCAUGGGUACCGAGUGCACCCCCGGCCAGACCAAGGAUUUCACCGUCAAGGCAAUCGAGAUCAAGUCUCGCAUGCUCAAGGAGAAGCGCUCCCGCCGGCGCUCGCACGGCCACGUCCACGCGUACUCUGAGUAAACAAUCCACCAUCCGCUGGUUCGGAUGGCACGUUGUACAACUCACGCGUGCUUCCAUUCGUUUCCACUCGCACUUCGUUCCGCAUGAUUGGACCUUGUACUUAACACCUUGAUUUUUCGUUCUCCUGUAUUUAACAACAACAUUUUCCUGGCGACGGCGGGUUUGAGUUAGCAAAAUCUCGAAUACACGGCAUUGAGCGCUAGAUACCACAUCUUCAUGGUUACCCUUGUCUUUGGGUUCUCUAUUCAUGGAUGAAACAUUGAAACUGCAUGAAAUUAUAGAGUGACAUUUGUCAUCGUUGUACAAAC